CUGCCUGCGUCUCCCUCAUCACAGAGAGAUAUAGAUAGGGAGAGCAUUAACAAUGGCUAGUGAAGGAAACCCCAUGAACAUGGACAUGGCCAUGGAGAGAACCGAUCAAUGGGUUUCCUCUCAGGACACCCCCGCCGAUGUUGUCGUUGAUGUCUGCGAGGCCAGCUUCUCUCUUCACAAGUUCUUGCUUGUGGGUAAGAGCAACUACAUCAGGAAGCUGAUAAUGGAGUCAAAAGACACAGAUCUCACGAUAAUUGAUCUCUCCGACAUCCCAGGAGGUCCGGAGAUGUUCGAGAAAGCCGCCAAGUUCUGCUAUGGCGUCAACUUCGAGAUCACCGUUCAGAACGUGGCGGCUCUCCACUGCGCCGCCGAGUUCCUCCAGAUGACCGACGAGUACUGCGAGAGCAACCUAGCCAGCCGAACCCUAGAUUUCCUCUCGCAGGUCGCUCUCUCCAGCCUCUCCGGCGCCAUUGUCGUCCUCAAGUCAUGCGAGCUUCUUCUCCCCGCCGCUCAAGAUCUCGGCAUCGUCAAACGUUGCCUCGACGUCAUCAGCUCCAAGGCUUGCAGUGAGGCUACGUUUCCGUCUCGAUCGCCUCCAAACUGGUGGACGGAGGAGCUCUGCAUCUUAGACAUCGAUUUCUUCGCCGAGGUCUUAACAGGGAUGAAGCAACGAGGUGCUAAAGCUUCGGCCUUGGCAUCUGCCAUCACCACCUACACAGAGAAAUCUCUGAGAGAUCUUGUAAGAGAUCACACAGGCCAUGGAAUCAAAUCCUCGGACCUCGAAGAUGCCGACGCGAGAGCCCAACAGAGAGAUCUUGUCGAGGGAAUAGUCUCUCUCUUACCUUCAGAGAAAGGCGUUUUCCCGAUCAACUUCCUCUGCAGCCUCCUCCGCUGCUCCAUCUUCCUCAAAGCCUCCACUUCUUGCAAGAACGAGCUCGAGAAACGGAUCUCCUCCGUCCUGGAGCACGUGACGGUGGACGAUCUCCUCGUGGCGACGUUCACUUACGACGGGGAACGUCUUCUUGAUCUGGACAGCGUGAGGAGGAUCUUCUCGGCGUUCGUGGAGAAAGAGAAGAGCGUGGGAGUCUUCAAUGGCGGCCAUUUCAGAGGAGAAUGCUCUCCUUCUCUUCAGAGAGUAGCCAAGACAGUGGACAUAUACUUGGCCGAGAUAGCGACAUACGGUGAACUAAGCAUCCCAAAGUUCAACGGAUUCGCGAAUCUCGUCCCGAAAGCCGCCAGAAAAGUAGACGACGACCUCUACCGAGCCGUCGACAUUUACUUGAAGGCCCAUCCGAAUCUAGACGAGAUCGAACGCGAAAAAGCCUGCAGUUCCAUGGACCCUUUGAAGCUUUCUUACGAAGCUCGUCUCCACGCAUCACAGAACAAGCGUUUACCUGUCAACAUUGUUCUUCACGCUCUCUACUACGACAAUCUCAAGCUCAGAAGCGGCAAAGAAGACAGAGACGUUCCCGAAGCUAUGGAGAUUCGUGGGCAGUUGCAGAAAGAUGUGUCGUUGGAGAAGGAGAAUGAGGCGUUGAGGACGGAGCUGAUGAAGAUGAAGAUGUAUGUUUCUGAUAUGCAGAAGAAUCAGGGAAGUGUUGGAGCUUCAUCUUUGAGCAAAAAGAGCAAAUAUACGUUCUUCUCGUCGGUUUCCAAGACUUUGGGGAAGCUGAAUCCGUUCAGACACGGAGCUAAGGAUACUUCAAACAUUGAUGACGACAGUGGCGUCGACAUUACCAAGCCCAGGAGGCGAAGGUUCUCCAUCUCUUGAUGAAGGGUUGAAUUAAAAGAGACUCUCAUGGGUUUUGUUCAUUAAUAAAAGAUCAGUCGUUAUGCUUACGUGGCCUUACGUGUUGUGUGAUUUAAUUUUGUAAUCUUUAAUUCCUCUAAUUAAAGAAUUACAGCCGUGGGUUUCAGUUAAAUAUUCUUUUUUUUUUUUGCAUGUAAUAAAUAUUCUGUUUUAUAUU
This is a messenger RNA of Tarenaya hassleriana, 1967 nucleotides long. RefSeq names its product root phototropism protein 2-like. NCBI's taxonomy places the organism in Eukaryota, Viridiplantae, Streptophyta, Magnoliopsida, Brassicales, Cleomaceae. The coding region runs from base 53 to 1771 and encodes 572 amino acids. The transcript is spliced from 4 exons. Gene Ontology annotation, molecular function: protein binding. The record is from RefSeq and is a predicted model, not a curated record.